GGUUCAAAGCUCACCAAGCCUGAGAGCAGGCGUGGCCAGCUUCCCCAGUCACUCCAUUUAAGGAAAGCCUAGGCGGGCCUCCGGUUUCACAGCGCGCACGCGCAGCAUUCUUCCCCCGCCUACGCCCCGCUGCGACAGUGCGCAAGCGCGGCGGGUCCGCGGCCGUUGGGUCUUAUGUCGCGCCGGGCCCUCCGGAGGCUGCGGGGAGAACAGCGGGGCCAGGAGCCCCUGGAGCCCGGGGCCCUACGCUUAGGCCUCGAGGAUCGUGAUGACGGCGGCGAAGAGGACGAGGAAGAAGUGGGGCAGCUGUCGAGCGACUCUCGCCGGAGGAGGGGGAGGAGGGAGCGCAGCGCCAUUAGCAACUUGUACGAGCUGAUAACCAGUGAAGAACCUGAGGAUGAACUUUUAUCUAAAGCGGGGGGAGAAGAUCACAGACUGAAGGUACAAGAGAGCACAGAGAAUAAUGAAGUCACUAAAAAUGGAGAACUAGAGGCCAACCAAGAACAAGAUGGAGAUGGUCUUCUACAUGAAAACCAGACAGCAACUAGUUCACAGCCUAAUCUGAAUAACAAACCAAGGAAAAAAAAGAAGAAGAAGAAAAAUAAGAAAACCACAAUAGGAGAAACUACGGAAGAUGAUGGUCUGGAGGAUAUUGACAGCAUUUUAGAGAAAAUUGAAGUUACCAAUGGUCUAUCAAAUCAGUCUCACAGCAGUGUCAUCAUGGAGAGUCGGCCUCUUCUCUAUGUUGAACACAGACAUUUGAAUCCAGAGACAGAGUUGAAAAGAUACUUUGGAGCUCGAGCUGUCCUUGGAGAUCAGAGACCUCGGCAGAGACAGCGUCAGUACCACCGAAGCACAUGGCUAACAAUUCCGAAGAGCACCUGGCCCCGCUAUAGCAAAACAGGUAUUACUAUGCGAGUGCUGGAAUCGAAAAGGGGAGUUCAGCACUUCACAUUUGAACACCACCGAGAGUACCAGCAGGUGCAAUUCCAGUUCCUAAAUGCAGUGGAGUCCAUGGACCCAAAUAAUAUAGUGCUUCUGCUCCAGGGAAAUCCUUAUCACAUAGACUCACUACUUCAGCUCAGUGAUGUAUGUCGACUCCAGGAGGAUCAAGAGAUGGCUCGUGAUCUUAUAGAGAGAGCUUUGUACAGUUUGGAAUGCGCAUUUCACCCUUUGUUUAGUCUUACCAGUGGAACCUGCAGACUAGAUUAUCGCAGAACUGAAAACAGGGCUUUCUAUCUGGUUCUCUUCAAGCACAUGAUGUUCCUAGAGAGAAGAGGCUGUCCCCGAACAGCUUUAGAAUUCUGCAAACUUAUCCUAAGUCUUGAUCCAGACAAUGACCCCCUCUGCUUGUUGCUGAUCAUUGAUUUGCUGGCAUUACGAGCCAGGGAUUAUGGAUUCCUAAUACGUAUGUUCCAGGAAUGGGAGAAUCAUCGAAACUUGUCCCAGCUCCCAAAUUUUGCUUUCUCUGUUCCACUGGCAUAUUUUUUUCUGAGUCAGCAAGAUGAUCUUCCAGAGCUUGAACUCAGUUCAGCAAGGGCAAAUGCAUCUCGCCUAAUCCAGCAGGCACUCAUCAUGUUCCCUGGUGUUCUCAUGCCCCUGCUGGAUCGCUGCAGUGUGCGCCCAGACUCUGUGGUUUUAGCUCAUCCUUUCUUUGGACUCAACACUCAGAUAAGCCAACCUCCUGCCUUGACCCAGCUGGUUGCCCUAUACAUUGGGAGAACGUACUCUCUGUGGAAGGAUUCUACCAUCAUGGCUUGGCUAGAAACAAACGUCAGAGAGGUGCUGCAGAGAGUGGAUGCUGGUGAACCCACAGUGGAGGAAUCUGAAAGAAGGCGGAAGGUCCGGUACCAGAGUGCCCCCAGAAAUAUCUAUCGCCAUGUGAUCCUUUCUGAGAUGAAGGAGGCCACCGCAGCCCUGCCUCUGGAAGUGACAUCCCAGCCUGUGAUGGGGUUUGACCCACUGCCUCCCCUGGAUUCCAUCACUUCCUACACCAGACCACGAAGGGCAGCCCGUUACUCCAAUGAAAGCACAUUAUCUCUCUUCUUUCGAUCAUUGUUGCCAAAUUUUACCUUUCAGGGAGAAGAUACACCAGAUGAAAUAGACCCUGUUGGCGCAGAGGAGGAUCUUGACCAAGGGUUGAACAGGCUGAUGGCAGCCAUGCGAGACCUACUAGCCAACAUCCAGUUCCAGGACCCUCCAACAGAAAAUAACCCUGAUGGGAAUGGAGAUGAGGACGAAGAUGAAGAUGAAGACUGGGACUAAGACUUUAGCAUCCAGGCUCCCAGGGAUAUGCUGUAUAAUUAUGUUCAUGAUUUUUUUUCGGUUGAAAUUUAAUAGUUCCCUAAAGUAAAAAAGUAAGUGCUUAAUUUAUAAAGUCAUUUGUCUCUUUCUUCUACAAAUUUGGAAGAGCUGCUUUGUGUUGCUUUGUCUUAUAUAAGGCAGGGUAUCAAUGUUCUCUGAAGUGUACAUCCUAGAAGCAGACAAAGCAGUGAUUACUGGUGACUUUCAUCCAUUGAUUCCACCACUUUGUUUCAUAAAUUGCUUUGGGAAUGACAGGGUUAAUAUAGUCUAUGCCCAAGAGAAACCUGGAGCUGGGAGCAAGUAGAGUUAGGGCAAGAGUGAGGCUAGAACAGAAAGGAGCAAAGGUAGGGUUGGAUGGAGCCCUGGCUACCUUUGAUGGACUCCCAUCAACUAGCCCCUUUGAACAGUCUGGCCUGGCCCAUGGGGCUGUGCAGAACAGAGUGUACAUGAGAACCAAACACUGAUUUUGUGCCAUUGUCAGCUGCACUUGAGAGAACUUUGAUGCCCACCUGGUAUGAAGUGGAAAGGACAGAAGUCCUGGCUCUGCCUUACCUCUCUGUGACUUAACUCUCUGAACCUUAGUUUUUUUCAUCUGUAAAAUAGGAAAAAUAAUAUUUGCACUAUAAAUCCCAUGAUAGAGUUGUUAGGAAACUAAUUUAUUUGUAAGUGUGAGAUACUGAAAAAUUGGAAGAAAUCAUGGACAUGAUUAUUCCCUAAAAUUGAUAGGCUCUCAGUAAUUACAAGCCUAUUCUGAUCUCUACACUUAAUCUCUAAUUUUGGAAUUAAAUUUACAUGUCAAAUGAAGAUAGACAAGGUACUUUCCCAAAUGAUACUCCACAGUAGACUGGGUCUUUAUAGUCACUCAUUCGACUAGGAUACAAAGGAUACAGGAUCCCGCUGUAUUUUAAUGUUUGUUGACUAUAAAUAAAAUAAUUGAUUUAACAGAA
Monodelphis domestica (gray short-tailed opossum) is the source of this 3251-nucleotide messenger RNA. RefSeq names its product TCF25 ribosome quality control complex subunit (gene TCF25). Lineage: Eukaryota; Metazoa; Chordata; Mammalia; Didelphimorphia; Didelphidae. Gene Ontology annotation, cellular component: RQC complex. The record is from RefSeq and is a predicted model, not a curated record.